AUGUAUAAGGCCCUGGGUUUAAAGGUAAUAGAAGCAUUGGCGAAGAAUUCUUUGUCACUAGAAUUUGAUGAUCUCCAUGAAGGCUUUGUGUAUUAUUGUCCAGAUGCAGAACAGGCAAGCAGCUACCUUGGAGCUGGACUAGAGUGUUCUUCUGUAUUUAUUGAAUUAGUACAUGAUCAGCAGGUGGAUGGACUGGGGGGCUAUUAUCUAGAACAUCGCCACUUCACUCUUGUAAUUGUACUAACUUUUCUU
Messenger RNA from Brenthis ino (lesser marbled fritillary), 252 nucleotides. The record is from the annotation of a GenBank genome assembly. NCBI's taxonomy places the organism in Eukaryota, Metazoa, Arthropoda, Insecta, Lepidoptera, Nymphalidae.